AUGCAGUCCCUAUUUGACACAGGAUCUGUCGGAGCAUCUGCUUCUCCUAACUUUGAUGCUACGCAGACCCCUCCACCAACCCUGAGCAGUACUCAGGCUCGUCCUCCUACCGAGUACUCGGAUCAGACAAUGAACCCUUCGAUCGUUGCCAUGUUCGAGAGUCUUCAGGAGUCGCAGCAGGAUAUCGAACGAGCCCAUCCUUGGCGUAAAUCAGCUCAUUCUAUGCAAGAACGCUAUCAGGAGAUCUGUCCGCUUUGUUCAACUCAGUCGAAAUUUUGUCAAGCACCGUCUCACUACCCCAACGAUCCCAGGCGCGUGGAGUUGCGUGACGCAGCAUCUGGCAUUGAUAAUGAUAUACACUUCAUUCGUGGCAUGAUGGAGUCUGACCUCCGUGUCCCCCUAUGCUGUGCCAUCAUCAACAAUACUCUCAACAUGAACAGCCUUUCCACCGCCUUCCUCCAGGGACGGUACAGUUCUCUCCUUGAUGAGUGGCACACCGCAUGGGCUAAUUCCGGGUACCACCCCAACCGCCACCCUGGUGACUACAUCGGCCUUGCCAAAGCCCACUCGACCCGCGCCACCGUUGCUGGAAUUAUGAUGAAUCAUCCCGACUUCAACCUCGGCCAAAUUAAUCCUCGCCUCACUGCUCUAUGCGACCGCAUCGCUCAGAUCAUAUCCUCGCUUGUCCCUCAACCUCUGUUGAGUAUCGCGGUUCGCAUGACUGUGUCUCCUCAGGACUCUAGCGCCACAUAUCCCAAGUACCGUCAAGAUACUCACAAUGAUGAAAGCAACAUCAUCUACGAGGACGACAAGUUCGAGCCCGGUGCCAAGAAAGUUGUCAAUUUUGUCAUCGUCCCCCUUAUCGAAGAGAGAUCCUUUGAAGAGACCGGUGUUCGCAGUGUUGUGUUGCAGAGGUCCGAGGUUUUCGCCCUGUUGAAGACCGCCUCUGUUACCAGCGAGGAGCUCAGAAUUCGUCACGAGCUUUACGAGUGA
Molecule: messenger RNA, 993 nt
Organism: Aureobasidium subglaciale EXF-2481
Lineage: Eukaryota; Fungi; Ascomycota; Dothideomycetes; Dothideales; Saccotheciaceae
Exons: 3
Coding region: 1-993 (330 amino acids)
Source: RefSeq, a predicted model, not a curated record